This is a messenger RNA of Trichomonas vaginalis G3, 483 nucleotides long. RefSeq names its product RNA polymerase II transcription regulator recruiting protein. Lineage: Eukaryota; Parabasalia; Trichomonadida; Trichomonadidae. Bases 1 to 483 code for a protein of 160 amino acids. The transcript has a single exon. The record is from RefSeq and is a predicted model, not a curated record.
AUGUCACCAAUUGGAAAGCCACAUCCAAAGGAUAAAUUUACUCCAUCAGAGGAUCAGAAGUUGCGAAUGCUUGUUAGUGUUUUAGGUCCAAGUAACUGGAAGAAAGUCAGUGAGUACAUGGUUAGUCGAAACGCACGUCAGUGUCGUGACAGAUAUAAGAACUACUUGAGUCCAAACUUGAACAGCAGUCCAUGGAGUCAAGAAGACGAUGCUAAACUUCUUCAACUUGUUGACUUCUAUGGUCGCAAGUGGUCACUUAUUGCCAAAGAGUUCAAUGGCCGCACAGAUAUCAACAUCAAGAGUCGCUAUGCUCUUCUCAUGCGUCAAGAAGAAAGAGAUAAACAAAAGAGAGAAACAUAUGGAAAUACCUUGGAUCCUAUUUCAUAUAUAGAGACUCUUCCACAGGAUAAACCUGCUAAGGAUCAAGAGAACUUUGAGCUCUUUGACUUUAACAAUUUUAACGAUUUUGACCUUGGAUUUUGA